Heterostelium album PN500 is the source of this 1581-nucleotide messenger RNA. RefSeq lists its product as uncharacterized. The transcript has 2 exons. Bases 1 to 1581 code for a protein of 526 amino acids. The record is from RefSeq and is a predicted model, not a curated record. Lineage: Eukaryota; Evosea; Eumycetozoa; Acytosteliales; Acytosteliaceae.
AUGGGAGGAAAAGAUCCAACACAAGGAGUUUUGAGUGUCUUUGAUUUUGUACAAUCAAGAAAAUACUAUGGUUUACAAAUUCCAAUCGCCAACUUGAUGACCACAAUCAACUCAUGGUGGUCCUAUCAAAAAUAUCAAACUGACAAGUUUGAUCCAAAAGGAUAUAUGCAAGGAAGAAAAACUGGAUUACAUUUAAAUUUCAUUCCAAAAUAUAAGUUACAAGUUAAAAGAGAUACAGAUGGAGGUACCGUUAUUCAAGUUGACUACUGGGCAAGAAUUAGAAAGACUGGAAUUGCCGCUGCUUUUAUUACCUAUGGUUUGACGGCUGCUGUCGGUGCCGGAACUCUCUCCUACCAUUGCAUGGAAGCCAAGAAUUUCCUCAAGGCAUUCUGGGAGUGGUUCGACGGAUCCUACCAAGUGGUAAAGGUCGAGGUGUUGAUGAACGAGGAGAAUACAGGCAGCAAGCAAGAGAAUGCCAAUGGAUCUGGAUACUCUGCAACCAGCUCCACCGUCAAUAACUACUAUAACUAUGGAAGUGGUACCACCGGAACCACUCAAACACAAUCGACCGUUCAACAACAAUCUGGAAUGUACCCAGCGGGAAUGGAUCAAUAUGCUUACUCACAGUACGGUUACACUGGAUAUGGAAUGCCAGGUGUUGGUGUACCAGGACAGGAGGGAAUGGGAAUGGGCAUGGGAAUGGAGCAAUACGGACAGAAUGCUUAUGGGCAAACUGCUGGCAGUGAGUAUGACCAGCAGAAUGGCUACGGUCAAGCUGGAUACGGACAAUCAGGAUAUGGUCAAUCCGGAUACGAACAAAAUGUUUAUGGUCAACAACAACAAGCUGGAUAUGGUCAACAACAACAACAACAAUCUGGAUACAACACCGGCUCUUAUGGAAUGAACGCACAAGGCGAACCUGUAGCAGCUGGCGGUGUAUUCCAUCAACAAACCUCGUUCUCACAUACUACAACCACAGGUCUCAACACAGGUGUAGGUGGAACUGCAACUGACUACAACUCAAUGUAUGGCGGUGACACUUCGCUUCAAAACGAUUUCCGCAGUAAAUACUCUAGUUCCGGCUCGUUGAAAGUACCCGGUGCAGCAGGAUCAAGUGGUGCCGGAUACAAUCAAAACAAGUCGCCAACUGGCAGCAGCGGUAGUGGACUCAGUCCAAAUAGAUCGCCAGGCGACGUUCCAUAUCCAAAUCAAGCACCAUUACCACCACCUCUUCCACAAAGACCAACGUCAACGGGAUCGGCAUCAGCAUCGGCAUCUUCAUCUUCAGGUUCAAAUCCACCAACUCCAAGUUCAAUAGCCAAUCCAUUACUCAAACACGUAUCAACUCCAACGCAGUCAUCACAGCCAUCAACACCUAGCUCGAUGCUAAAGCCAAGCACUGCAGAGUUUGUAGAGGGCACUCCACAACCAACGAAAGAGAGUUCAGAAAACGAUAGACUAAAGAGAGGUGGUCUCGGUUUCGGUUAUACCUACGAUCAUCUUAAAGACGAACUCGACAAGAAAUACGCAGAGAGAAGAGAAAGAAUGUCUCAAGGUCAAACUGGUAACCCAACCAACUAG